Haliotis rubra (blacklip abalone) is the source of this 1964-nucleotide messenger RNA. RefSeq names its product glutamate receptor ionotropic, kainate glr-3-like. Bases 80 to 1837 code for a protein of 585 amino acids. The record is from RefSeq and is a predicted model, not a curated record. The transcript is spliced from 9 exons. Gene Ontology annotation, cellular component: membrane. Gene Ontology annotation, molecular function: glutamate-gated receptor activity. Lineage: Eukaryota; Metazoa; Mollusca; Gastropoda; Lepetellida; Haliotidae.
AAACUUUCUCAUUUUAAAAACUUCAUCACGUUUCUUUUUAACUAUUGUCUGAAGACACACCUGAUAUUUUCCUGCAGAAAUGACAUCGAAAAUAAUUUUGGAUGAAACAUGGGCUGUUGGCGUCAAGACUUUGGUGUUCGUCAUCGACAAAAACGCAACGGACGUAGAGCUCCUGGAGCUUCUGUUGAGAGCUACAAGUAUUGAUCCCACCGCUGCCUGGAACUUUCUUAUCUUGUGUAAUACGUUCUGUCUGCAACGAAUUCUUAAACAGGUUAACAAGUUUGACGAUUGGAUGCAGAAGACAACUGAUUUUCGGUCAUCAUCAUUUUGGAUGAUCUUGAUGCCGAAGGAAGAUAUGUCGAUGGUUGAAGCAGUGGGAGGCUGGGUUGAUAACAUUGCUGUUAUAUCAGCGCCAACUCCCAUUCCGGGAUGCUUAUUUGAGGCAUAUAAGGGCGCUGCUGAGUGCUGGUCUGGGGAAAUCCACUCUCUGAUGUACCAUGGAUCCGCGCGGAACCUUGAAGUUGUCUGUCAGUACAACAGAGGUGCGGUCAAAAUAUGCUCCUCGAAAUCAGAUAUAUUUCCAAAUCACAAUCGUGGAUUCAACGGGAGACCCUUCAUUGUGGCUACAAAUAUGUGGUAUCCGUUCGUGAUGAAGCAAGGGAAUAAUCUGACAUCGACAUAUGAGGGGUUUUGCAUCGAUCUUCUUCUCGAAAUGGCUGGAGCACUCAAUUUCACCUUUAAAUUGGUGGAACCACCCGAUGGAGAAUGGGGCACCAAUACCGAUGGCCAUUACAGUGGACUUAUUGGCCAGCUGCAGAGAAAGGAUGUCGACAUGGUGGUUGCCCCUAUUUCAAUGUCACACGACAGGGAGAAGGUCAUGGACUCUACAUACCCGUUCUACAACGACGUCGGCACGGGCGUCUAUCGCAUCCCUGACUCAAGCGUUAAGGAAUGGUUGAUUCUCUCGCUGCCCUUCAGCUGGGUGGUCCACGUGACUAUUGCCUGUGCCUUUGUAUUCUCCGUGGGGCUACUGCACUUCCUGCACCGAUGCCAUAAAGAUGGAAAGGAAGGAUCAACUGAUUUAUCUGCAGAUGCUAUCCGUGUGUUUGGUAUAUUUCUUCGACAAGGUAUUAAUAUCGUACUACGAAGUUCGUCGACUGCCGUAUUUGUGGGAUUACUUUGUCUGUUCGCGACCAUCAUCUCCGCUGUCUACUCUGGCAAUCUCAUCGCCUUCCUCACAGUUGCCAAGGAGACAAAGCCGUUUAACACCAUCCCGGAAGUAGCCUACCAGACGGAUUACACGUGGGGGAUACACGGAGGAACUCUGUGGGUGAAUGUGUUCCAGAGCUCAACGAAUCCCGCGUUCAUGAAAAUCUGGGAUGGUAUUCUCAGCUCCAACCAUUCCGACCCCGGUGUUCUUCACAUCUCAGCUGACUACCACAAGAAACGGAUGGAAGCUGGGGGUUAUGUCUUCUUCACAGAGUCGGACAUUGGAAGUAUAUGGGCCACACAAAACUGCGACGUUCGACUGCUCAAAGAUUAUUUCUACAGGAUCCAGUACGCUAUUGGACUACCCCAGAACUCGCCUUAUGGGGAGUUGGUGUCGAAUAUAGUUCUCAAGUUCCAUGAAAGUGGCUUGAUGGGUGCAUGGAGGCAAAAAUGGUGGCCAAAGGGAAGUAACUGUUCUUUCAAUAAAGUCGUCCACAAACCAAUAGAAGUAUCCCAACUGCAGAGUGCCUUCUAUCUGUUGCUAGUUGGGAUAACCCUUGCCUUUACUGCAAUGUGCCUUGAAUGCAUGGUCCGCAUUAUCCGGCCACGCAAAGAAGCCCUCAAGUAAUGCCUUCCAAGUAAUCAAAUGACAGUUGUUACACAUUGACUUGUAUUUGCAUAGAAUGGGUGAGUUAGUGAGUGAAUUUAGUUUUACGCCGCUUUUAGCAUUAUUCGAGCAAUGUCACGGCGGGGGU